This is a messenger RNA of Hermetia illucens (black soldier fly), 1983 nucleotides long. RefSeq names its product zinc finger protein 2. Gene Ontology annotation, biological process: regulation of transcription by RNA polymerase II. NCBI's taxonomy places the organism in Eukaryota, Metazoa, Arthropoda, Insecta, Diptera, Stratiomyidae. The transcript is spliced from 3 exons. The coding region runs from base 166 to 1815 and encodes 549 amino acids. Gene Ontology annotation, molecular function: RNA polymerase II cis-regulatory region sequence-specific DNA binding; DNA-binding transcription factor activity. The record is from RefSeq and is a predicted model, not a curated record.
GUCGUGACUUUCUCUCCAACUUUCUUGCUCCAUUCGGUCCAUAUUCGAAGUUAUAUUUUUUAAUAUUUUUCUCCCGAAAAUAAAGAAAAUAUCUCUUUCGUGAAAUCUAGUUCUAUUGGCGUGAAAAAUUGUGGAAUUUGUCGUGGGACCAAGAACGGCGUAGAAAUGUGUUCAACAUCAGUGUCUUGUCCAUUGUGCUAUAAGUCGAGUUUUCCAAAUAUUGACACACUUCGCAAUAGCUUGAUCAAGGCCGCAAAUGGUCCAGUUUCAUGUCCGAUUUGCAACGAGAUCUUAUUGGGGCUUGAUAAACUUACGAUCCAUCUAUUCAGUCAUACGAACUUGAUGCUGACGAUUACGAAGGAGCCGAUACUACCCCCUCCUAGUGAUACGAUGUUCCAAUCGUUUUGUACCAAGGGUGAAACCUCAACUAGUCCUCAAAAAGAUACGAACUCGAUUUCAACACUGAGUCUAGUGGAAAAUAGCAAUUCUGUUCCGAAGAUCCCAGCAACAGUUCAAGAGUCUUGUGUCGCCCAAAUAAAAUGUGAUAUAUGUGAACUUGCUUUCCGCUCUGUAGAUCUGCUGCGGAUGCACAACAAGUUGAUACAUCGAGCUCCAGACGAGGCAUUGAACGGCGUGGCUGUAACCGAUAUACGAUACCAAUGCCACUUAUGUGCAAAGAUGUUCAAAAUGAAAGGAUCGCUGCGGGUCCAUUUAAAAGUUGUACAUCUCAUUGGUUUGCAAGCGAACAAAGACUGCCCAAAAUUAAAUAUUUGCCAAAAAAUCAAGACUAAAAAUAUUCAAGCUCUGAUACCUCCUGCAGUUGGUGUACAUUUAACAGCAUCUGGAGAGGAACCAAAUCCGUCCAAUAUUGCUACCACUAGCAACAUUCUGCCUGAUAAUUGCCAACCUGUUACUAUAGAUACGAAUAAACCUAGUAUCAACGUAAUCCCAGUAAAGGCUGCAGAGGCUCCAAAAAUUUGGGAGUGCGAUAUUUGUGCGAAAAGUUUCACAACAAAAUACUUUCUAAAAAAACACAAACGAUUACAUACAGGUGAAAUGCCGUAUACUUGUAACAUAUGUGGAAAGACAUUUACAUUUCAACAAUCUUACCACAAGCAUUUGUUGUAUCAUAGCGAUGAAAAACCGCACUCGUGCCAAACUUGUGGGCGCGCAUUUAAGGAACUUUCGACGCUUCACAAUCACGAAAGAAUACAUAGCGGUGAAAAGCCCUUCGAAUGUGAAACAUGUGGCAAAUGCUUUCGUCAGCGUGUUUCCUACCUAGUUCACAAAAGGAUUCACACAGGAGCCAUGCCUUAUAAGUGUACCGCCUGUGACAAAAGCUUCCGUUAUAAAGUUUCCCAACGCACUCACAAAUGUACAGCUCAGCCCCCAGGAAUGGUUGUUCGUCAAGGAGGAGAUUUACUGGAAAAACUACUACAAACUACAUCAGCGAUGGCAAAACCGGAUGGAAAAGACACGGAGGGAAUUCAUGUGGGGCGAGAUAUAGAACAUAUUAAUCAAACUGAUCUUGUUCGUACUGAAAACCAUGAAGAGGAGCUCCUUAUUAGAUCAAUCGACGAAAUCGUCUCAGAAUCGUGUAAUAAGUUGGGAAUCGAGAAUGUUCACGAUAUCGGGGAAUCUAUUAAAUUAGGUGUGAACGAGAAUAUUGCAGAAUUGGACAAAGUCCAGACACCUUCACCGACAGCCAAAUUAGAAAAUCUUUGUUUAUAUUCACCUUCCGAUAACUCACUGAUUUCGCCGUUUGAUACCAUCUGCGAAGAAGCAUUGAAAACUCUUCUGAAUGAAACUGCCUAAUAGAAUAGAAACUUCAAGUUUAAAAUAUUAAGUCUGUGAUGAUGAAAGGAUUCAGCAACAGGAUAGCUCACAAAUCAUAUAUUCACAUGAAAUAUAAGGACACAUAUUAUUUAGGAGCGAGUAUUAAUUUUUGUUUACUAAAUUUGUUAUAUCGAAGAUAAGGUAAAU